This is a messenger RNA of Plasmodium knowlesi strain H, 315 nucleotides long. Its product is annotated as histone acetyltransferase subunit NuA4, putative. The transcript has a single exon. Lineage: Eukaryota; Apicomplexa; Aconoidasida; Haemosporida; Plasmodiidae. The record is from RefSeq and is a predicted model, not a curated record. Gene Ontology annotation, cellular component: histone acetyltransferase complex. Bases 1 to 315 code for a protein of 104 amino acids.
AUGAAGCAUAAAGUUAAACGUGAUAUAAUCAAGUGUAAAAAGAAAUUAGAGAACUCCAUCAAAGCCUUGGAAGAAAAAAUUUUAAGACUUGAAAUAGAAUAUCACCAAAAUUGUAAUGUUAAUGGAGGAAAUAUAAUGAAAGGCUGGGAUAAUUACAUAAAGAGGGCGUCCCUGGAACCCCUAUGCUUUAAAACGUUUAGAGAUGACUACAACGAUGCCUACAUAGAGCGAAUGCUUUCCCUAACCUCUUGUACCUCCCCCGCUGCUGCCUUCUUUCAAACUGAGAACACCGAAAAUGUAAAGUAUAAGCAUUAA